UAAUGAAAUCACUUGCCUGAGUGAAAUAAGGAUAUAGAGGGGAUAAAUCAUGUCGUAGAGCACCUUUAAUGGCUCAGUCUACGGGAGACUUGGAGUCGGGUUUAACCCGCUUUUUAAACACUUUAUAUGCUUGCUUUCGCUUUAUGUCAAGAUUUCUUGUUUUAUGCCAGUUCUGUGAAUGUCCGACACGAGGAAAGAAGUGUAAAAAAAAUGUGAGUGGAGAUGAAGAUAUUCCAUCGGAGAAGACAAAUCGUCAGGGGAAUAGAAUUUCCCUGGCUGUGUAUAGUUUUCCAAAGCGUUAUAUAUUGGCCAUAAUGACUUUUCUCGGAUUUAUGAACAUGUAUGCGUUGCGUGUUAAUUUGAAUGUCGCUAUUGGUGCAAUGGUCAACAACCACACUGUUCACCAGAGAGGAUACACUGUUACCACGGUAAACUUUUAUUAUAAAUACCUUUUCUUAUAUGCUUCUCAUUAGAUCGAUAUCUACUUCAUCAACAGGAAAUGAGCCGAGGUUUAUUUUACCUUUUCACUUAAUUUUUAGGUUAAUGAAAGAUUAAUAUGUUGUCUUCUCUUUUCGGUCGAGAACAGGUCUUGAAUCAAAAGUAAAUAGUCACUUCACUAUUUAGAAUUACAAAAUACAACAUCACAUGCCUUAAAGCCGUUCUAGAAUAUUUCUAAAUUGCUAGUUAUGUCCUUGAUAUGAGUUAGUUAUCAAAAUUGUACCAUGCAUUUUUCGGAUUUCCCUUCUAAAAAUGCUAAUUUCCAAGAUGUUUUUAAUUUUUGUUACCUUUCUUUUACCUGUCAAAGAGGAGGAGAUAUUUUUAUGACUGCACGUAGGUGUAAAAUUAACUUUGCGACAUAACGUCGUCUGCAAGGAUAUAUUACUCACUAAAAGAAUUGUGUCCCAGAGGGGGUGUUCUCACUGCUAGAUCUCGUAACUGACUCGAAGCCUCAGUUAAAUCAAAUUUUCUCACGAUAGAUUAUUUAGUCUCUUAGCUCAGUUCAUGAGCUAAACAACAUAACAGUCUUUAUUUAAAGCUGCCCAUCCACUGAAAUUAGCUUACCUACAAUCCGAACGUUUGAAGUCAAAGUAUUGAAGCUUUCCAAAUUUCGGACGAUCCUCUUACAUUGUUUUCAAAAACUGUGCUGUGGAUAAAUUAUGACUGACACAUCGUCAUCUUAAUCAUAAAUUUUCAGGAAGCGGAGUUUGAUUGGGAUUCAAAGCUUCAAGGUAAGAGAAAAUUUCAAAAUUCGGUCAAACUUCCAUCAGUUUUUUAAAGCUGUUUCUUACAGGCUUGAUCGAAAUUCUUGCACAGUCAUCUAGUUAGCUGAGAGAGACUUUUCAUCGCCUUUUAUCUUUUCCCAUAUUUUGUUAGAAAAUAAUUUCUAGAAUCUGUGUCGUUAGACAAUCUGCAUGGUAGACCUGCCGAAAGGCAUGGAAUAUAGUAGUUUCUCUGACUUCACUGUGGCCUUGAACUCUCCUUUUAAUUAUAUUUUUUGUCUUUUCCAUUUAACGAAUGACUUCUACCCUCACCAAUUCCCCUUAGGUAUUGUUCUGGGCUCAUUCUACUAUGGAUAUGCCUUUUUGCAACUUCCUGGUGGUUGCCUCGCUCUCAAGUUAGGCGGUACGAGAAUAUUCGGUUACGCCAUCUUUUUAGCCUCCAUGUUAACACUACUGACACCAGUGGCCACGCGCUACAGCGUGUACGGUCUGAUUGCUGUCAGAGCUGGAGAAGGACUUAUGCUGGUGGGUUAUGAAAAUCGUCAGUUAUCCAUUCACAUAACUUUUUGCGAACUUUCUUGAUUCAAGAUUUACUUUUAACCAAGACAACAUGAACAGCCCAAGGUCUGUUGUCUGAGCCUUUUUUUGAAGCAACGUUUGCGGUUUAUUCAUAUGCUCCAUCCUUCACGCAGGGACAACUACUGAACUGACCCUAGAUUUUGCGCCUCCCUAUCCUAGGAAACACAACUCAACUCUAAUUAUGAUAUUCUUAAUUUGACGCAACUCCUGGUGUCAAAUAACUGUUGAUAGGAAAAACGAACACUGCUUGUCAGAAUUUUGAUGAUUCUUUGUUGCCUCUUAGCGUAUUGUAGCUCACCCUUCGACCAUCGAGCCAAGUGUUCUUUUCGUGAGAAAGUUUCAUCAUUAACGAGUUUGACUUCCAUUUUAUAGGGCGCUGUGUUUCCUUGUAAUCACGCUAUUUGGAGCAAAUGGGCUCCGCCACUGGAGAGAACAACUCUUGUUACCAUGGCAAUUUCUGGUCAGUAAACGAUAAACAUUUGGGGAAUCUAUGGACGCUUUUAGAGAGCUAGCUAAUAAGUAUAUGAUGCUUACCAAGUAAACGUUUGGACUGUACUUUUUCACACUCGACGGAGCUGUCUGUCUUUGUGGAGGGUUUUACAAUAAUGUUUGAUGUGUCUGUCUCUUCUGUGCGGCAUCUUCCCCCCAACUUCGAUAGUUUUAUAUCUAAAUGAAUCAUUUUGAAAAUAUUCUACUUUUCUGACAAGGUUGUCACGUGGGAACCAUCAUAACCAUGCCUUUAUCAGGACUUUUAACAAAAUACGGCUUCGACGGAGGCUGGGCCUCGGUGUUUUAUUGUUUCGGUGAGUACAUAGCCUUACUCUUUUAAACUAAUCUUGCAUCGAACGGUCACAUUGCAACCAUGAAGAUAGAUUUAAACCGGUCUCUCCCUCUCUUAUUUCAAACUAUUCGAUUAAAACCUGGCUCUGGUGUAACUCUUAAGGGGUUCCGCGAGUACUCUGUUGAGAGACAGGGAACAAGAAGCACGAAGCUCAAGGAACCAUGCGUGGUUUUUAUUUCAAAAACUGCUAAUUCAAUUUUGAUAAGAAUCACUUAUGUACCACGGUAGGGUAUCCGCACUGAUGAUGUAAAUUUGGAAGACGAAUUCAAAAAUACAUGCCUUCAUGGAUUAAUAUUACCUAUCUCAUUUAAUUAAAACAUUGAGUAUCAAAUGAUAUAAAUCAUUUUCCAGCCAUUUCCAAGUUCACUUCUUACAUUUUAGGUGCUGCUGGUAUUCUGUGGUUUGUUGCCUGGCAAUUGAUUGUUCACGAAUCACCAUCUGAUCAUCCCACAAUAUCAGAGGAUGAAAAAAAUUACAUAGAGAGCAGCUUUGAUAGAGUACAUGUAAGGUUCUAUUUUUAUUAAUAUUAAUGUAAAAAAGGGAUUAGCAAAGAUUAACUGAUUUGGUACAUGAGUUAGUUCCUGGUUACUUGGUUGGCAAAAAAUGAACCAACAGGAUGAAAUGUACAGUAAGUGAUUUGAACCCAGGAGUAACAGUUCAUUGUGUGGUCUGGUCAUCCAGAUGUGAGUAGUCCUGAGACUUUUCCGGUCGGUAGUAGUGACUGACGUUUGCACGACCUUAGCGGAAGUCAGAGUCGGAUUCAUGUUUCGAUCGAUAAUUUCUUCUCCUUAUCAGCUGAAACAAAUCAGAUCAUAUCCCCCGUAUAGAUAUUAGGACAAUAAACAGUACGUAAACACUCUGUAAACAAAGUGUGACACGUAUUUUUAGCUGCGAGUCGUGGGAUGCUAUUCAUAGCCAAACACAUUACGAGAGUUGAUUUGGAUUAAUCGUGGUCACUCUGCUUAAAUCGGGCCCUUGAUGUAAUGCGGACUCUUAUAGUAGGAAAGAGAAGAUGUUAUACUUUUUCACCCAAUCAUAGAUUCUUUAUCAUCUCUUUAGGGCGAUGCGUCAAUACCAUGGAAGUCAAUUCUGACCUCAGUACCCGUGUGGGGAAUCAUGUUUGGUAACCUGGCCUCAGACUGGGGAUUGUACACAAUUCUCAUUUGUCUGCCAAUGUUCCUUCUUGACAUUUUACACUUUGAUAUACAAACGGUAUGCAGACAUUUUGCAGCCCUUUGUGCAUGUAACAUAGAACUGGUCAAAUUUCUUAGAAUGCAGUGAUUUAUUGCUGGGGAAUCGAAUAUGAACAAUUUCUCCUUCGUAAAUGAAAAUCGAUUUAUAUAAAAAUGCUGAUUCAAGAGGUUUCGUCUUCGAGGCAAUAGAAAAUAACAAUCAUGUUUUUUAUUUUUUUUCUCAUGGAAACUCGAUUUGUAACUAAUCAUAUCAUAUUCAUCACACUAGAUGGGAUUCUUGGCAGCCACUCCUUUUUUGGUCAAGUCUCUCUCAGGCCCUUUCGGUGGCAUCACAGCCGAUCUGUUACGAAGGAGAGGACUAAGUACUAAAUCAGUCAGAAGAGUAUACUUCGCUGUUGGUUAGAAAAAUAUUUUUUGUGAAUUUUUAAAUUAUCAUCGUUUCAAAGAUUCAUCUCAAUUACAUUUAGGUAGAAAUGUGGGUAACAAUCAUGACCCAUUUGUCGAAUAUUUGUUCGCCAGAGGCGUGGUUUACGCCCAUAAAUGUCUAUUCAGUGAUUUGAAUGUUGUUUCAAAUUUAUUGGUUUUCUUUUGAUGUGAAAUUGCAAGUUCCAUUUAAAAAAUAAAGACUCUAAAAGUCACAAUGUGCAUGUAGCAAUGCAUAUUCUGAAUUUAGGUCGCUACAAAAUGACAGAAUCUGAGAGAACUUAAACUGUUAUCUCGCAGAAUAGAAUUUUGGAUAACUGAUCAUAAGUGCGCAUGCUCAGUCAGAUGUCGAAGGCCUAAUUUCACCAUCAAAUGAUACUUACUUUCCUCACUUCCCUUUUUUACACAUGACCUUUUAUUUCCUUCACCAGGAGCUAUGGGGGCCGGCACCUUUAUCCUGGCCGCAGGAUACGCUAGCACAGCCACUGUUGCGGUCACGUGCAUGUGCAUAGGGGUUGCAGCCUCUGGACUAAUGCAUUCUGGUUACAAUGUGAACAUGCUGGAUAUAGCUCCUCGGUACGCAUGCGUGAUUAUGGGCCUAACAAACACUGUGGGAACGAUCACAGGAUUUCUAAGUCCAAUGAUGGUUGGCUAUAUCACAGUUAAUAAGGUGGGUUAAUAAUUUGCAUGUGCGAUAGACAAACAUCCGCGUUUGGCGGAUUUAGUGCGGUCCCUAUGUCCAAUAUCUUUUCGUAAAGAGGAGCAAGAUGGUUGUUCAGCUUUCCAGAAGAAGUUGAAUUGGGCUCCUUUCCAAUCUAUUUGGAUGCUCUCCUUGUAAAGAGGAAUGACGAAGGGCUAACGCUUUGAAACUCUUUACGGUGGCCAAUUUACGUUAUUAACUCAGUUGAUAAUAUUAAAUUACCUAAUUGCAGUUUUAUUAGGAUUCAACAUGAGUCUGUCAAUUUUUUUUGCUAUUAUAAUCCAGCUCUACUGUCAUUCUUUAAUCUGAUCAUUUCCAUUGGCGUCCUUUUAAGUACACGAGACACGAAUGUUUUUGUUUGUUCCUCACACAAGGAAGCUGAAGAGUGGCGCACAGUAUUUUGGGUAACCUUUGUUAUAUAUGUGGUGGGAAUGCUGCUCUUUUGUUUACUGAUGUCAGCUGACCAACAGCCCUGGGCCAACGGCAAUGAAGGGAAGAAGAAUGGGGAGAGAGAAGAAAUCAAAAUGGAAGAAGAAAGUUGACAAAUGAGGCUGUUUUCGUUAGAAAAUCAGGCUCUGAUACAAACAGGCGUUGAUGUGCUUCGAGUCGAACUCGGAAACUUCUGAAAGUUUCUGAGGCAUAUUGUUUUUUUCUUUUAGAUGCAGUGUAAAGAAGAAAAACAAUUCAAAAUACUAAAUGCCAAAACAAAAGACUUGGGCCUUGAGUAGAGGGAAGGAAGACCCGCUCCCUUCGCUCAGGGCCCGCUCUGAAACCUUGACCCGUGAUUCGUCAUUCAUGGACUAAAGCCCCCUUUUACUUGUUCCCAUUUUGUUUCCACUCAGAUUGUGCAUCAUUUUCUCGUGGUAAAAGCCGAGUAGAUGUGUCAGUACGUUUUCACACAUCGUAAGUUGUAAUAAAUCCGAGUCUUGAAGCAAGUUGAGAUUCCAUUUAAG
Molecule: messenger RNA, 5909 nt
Organism: Pocillopora meandrina
Lineage: Eukaryota; Metazoa; Cnidaria; Anthozoa; Scleractinia; Pocilloporidae
Source: the annotation of a GenBank genome assembly